AUGUCUGAUUUAUUUUCAUCCUAUGAAAGCGAUUUCCAACUCGCCAUUCAGGACGCUAAGUCAAAGUUAUCAUCUGUUUCAGCUGUAUCAGAAGCAGGACAAAGGAGGCUGGCUUUAAAGUCAAUAGAACACGCUACCGAUGAAUGUUUGGAGUUAUUGGAUCAAAUGAACUUGGAAGUACAGAAUCUACCAUCCAACCAAAAGUCUCAGUACAACACAAAGGUACGUCUGUACAAAACCCAGGUGAAUGAGUGUAAAACCAAGUUAAAACAAUUAUUAGACGACCAGGAUAAGUACGAAUUGUUUGGAAACAGGUAUACUGAUUCAGGCGAUGGGGACGACAUACACGAUGACCAAAGAAAGCUGUUAUUGUCGAACAAUGCGUCGUUGGAAAGAAGUAGUGAACGGUUAAGAGACAGUCAGAGAAUUGCCCUUGAGACCGAGUCCAUUGGAGGAAAUAUCUUGAACGAUUUGAGGGCCCAAAGGGAGCAAAUCAGUGGAGCCAGAAACACAUUGUUGACGGCCGAGGGGUAUGUUGAUAAGUCCAUUCAAACUUUGAAGUCCAUGAGUAGACGAUUGACUGCAAAUAAAUUCAUCAGUUAUGCUAUUAUUGCCGUAUUAAUCAUCUUGAUUUUCUUGGUUCUUGCCAGCAAAUUCUGGUAA
Yamadazyma tenuis ATCC 10573 is the source of this 663-nucleotide messenger RNA. NCBI's taxonomy places the organism in Eukaryota, Fungi, Ascomycota, Pichiomycetes, Serinales, Debaryomycetaceae. The record is from RefSeq and is a predicted model, not a curated record.